CCCCGCGCGGCAGCCCGGCCCGGGGGCGUUGCCAUGGCGGCGGGAGCGCUGGGCGCGUUGGUGGCCGCGCUCGAGUCGUACCGCGGCCGCGACCGCGCGGUCCGUGCGCUGUGCUAUGGCUGCCAGCUGGCGGGCGGCGCGCUGGCCGGGCCGCAGAGCCCCGCCGAGGGGCUGCCCGGGAGCCUCCUGGCUGUGUCGGCCCAGCUGAGCUCCUGCCGCACCGUCCUGCGCCUGCUGGACGACUUCGCCAUGCUCAGCCACAGCUGCGCCUACGGGCUGGGGCCCAAGGACGAGGACGCGCUGGUGCGAGGGCUCUCGGUGCUCUGCAACGUGGCCGACCAGCUCUACUACCCCUGCGAGCACGUCGCCUGGGCGGCCGACACCGGUGUCAUCCGCAGCCGCUCCCAGCGGUGGUGGGCAGCCAGCACGGCGCUCUGGGGCCUCUCGCUGCUGCUGGGCAUCCUGCGAUCCCUGAGAAUCUUGUUCCAGUUAAGAAGGAAGCUGAGGCAGCGGAAGUGUACUCCACCUUCACCACAGAGUCAACAGAAAAUGCGAGCCCAAGUGAAGGCUGAAGUUCUGAACAUCGUUAGUAACUUGGCAGAUCUCUCCAACGCUGUCCACUGGAUGCCGCCGGGGUUCCUGUGGGCCGGGCGGUUCCCUCCGUGGUUAGUGGGGCUCCUGGGGACCAUCUCUUCCCUGAUCGGUAUCUACCAGGCAUCUGGAAGGGGCAGUUCUGGAGCUGCAUGAGCUACGAUUAAGCCUCUGAAACCUGAUUUUAACGUGGUAAAAAGGCAUUUAGUGAGGCAGGGUGGAUUUUAACUUUCCUGGAUGCCAGUGAUUCUAAUUCCAUGAAUCCUGUAAUUGAGCGCGUAAUCAAAAGCUCUGUUACAGAGAGGAUUACUUACGGUUGACAAAUUUUAUUCAUAGAAAUCUUUUGGGUGAAUCCUCUGAAAAUCAAGAAAUCUCAUAGGAUUGAUAACAGGGGGGAAAAAAAGGUUGCAGUCACUUCCAUCCCUCCUGUACUUCCAAAUACAACCCUCCAGUCUCUGCUCUCCUCUGAAAGAGCACAAAGUCAGUGUUUGGUGGAGAAACGGACGUGAUUUUUUGACUCAGAACUUCCAAGGGAUGGAUUCUGCGAGUUCCAGCUCCAGGCCCAGCACUCGGUGCAUCAUCUGAGCCACAGAGGUGGCCUUGAGGGUGGAAGUUUCUCUGUCAGGUGUUGGGUGUCUGAGCCCAGAGCAGGUGAUACCCCAAACACAGACAGGAGCGGGUGGUGGAGGGAGGCUGCUGGGUGGCAGGUUCCUUUGUGACAGAUGUAUUUCUUUAGCGGUGAUAGGGGAAAGUAACAGCAACUGUAUACAGUGCCUUGCUAAGCUUUCUUGCAGCCUUUGAAAUGUCAUGAAUUGAGACUUGGUUAAACCAGAGCAAGCACUGCGGCUCUGGCUGUGCCUUUGUGGAAGGCCACGGGGUGGAGCUCUUCCACCGAGCUCUGCCAGAGCCAACGGACUUAGAACUAAGAAAAACGGAAAAAAACCUGUUAAUCAUUUUUGAAAUAACUGGUCAAACCAAUGCACGAGUGAGUUCUACAAUCAUAUUUUUAAGCAGUACCAAUAAUAAAUGUGAGAAAUGCUUCAAAGGUG
Messenger RNA from Numida meleagris (helmeted guineafowl), 1640 nucleotides. RefSeq names its product peroxisomal biogenesis factor 11 gamma (gene PEX11G). The transcript is spliced from 5 exons. Gene Ontology annotation, cellular component: peroxisomal membrane. The record is from RefSeq and is a predicted model, not a curated record. The coding region runs from base 34 to 747 and encodes 237 amino acids. Gene Ontology annotation, biological process: peroxisome fission. Lineage: Eukaryota; Metazoa; Chordata; Aves; Galliformes; Numididae.